Exophiala dermatitidis NIH/UT8656 is the source of this 1585-nucleotide messenger RNA. RefSeq names its product DnaJ protein, subfamily C, member 9. Gene Ontology annotation, molecular function: heat shock protein binding. The transcript has a single exon. The record is from RefSeq and is a predicted model, not a curated record. NCBI's taxonomy places the organism in Eukaryota, Fungi, Ascomycota, Eurotiomycetes, Chaetothyriales, Herpotrichiellaceae. Gene Ontology annotation, cellular component: cytoplasm; nucleus. Bases 176 to 1129 code for a protein of 317 amino acids.
GCGUCUCUCCGAGUCCUUCAUUAUCGUAGUGGUAUCAACAAUCACAAUCGGGUUCAGCGUUGUUUCCUGAUCUUGCACUACAGGUACUGCCUGCUCUGUCAUCACUGUCUUCCUCACUUCAUCUCAGAUUUCUGUGCCUCGAGAAUAUCCAGCCUCGUGCUCGUCUCGCAUUAUCAUGCCCCGCAAAGCCAAAUCCAAACCGCGGCCCUCCGAGGAGCCUCAAUCUGAGAACGAUGACCGGGGGCAUAAUGAAGAGCUCGAGUCGACUGAGCCGGCCACAGUCGACCCGUACGACGUGCUGAAAGUGUCGAAAACUGCGACUGCAGAUGAAAUCAAAUCAGCCUAUCGUAAACUCGCGCUCAAACAUCAUCCCGACAAGGCUCGUCCCGAAGACCGCGAAACCGCCCACAAGGCAUUCCAGGAGAUUGCCUUUGCCUACGCCAUUCUCAGUGAUGAGCGAAGGCGGAAACGCUACGAUGCUACAGGAAACACGGCUGAAAGCGCCAACAUCGAGGAUGACGACUUCAACUGGGUCGACUUCUUCCGCGAACAGCGCGCCAACAUGGUGAGCGGGGAUAUGAUCGAGCAGGUCAAGAAGGAGUACCAAGGAAGCGAAGAAGAGAAAGAAGACAUCUUGGCAGCGUACGAGGAGGGAGAAGGCGACAUGGACGUUGUCUACGAGAGCGUCAUGUGCAGUGAGAUCAUUGCCGAUGAUGAACGGUUUAGGAAGAUCAUUGAUGAGGCCAUCGAGAAGGGUGACGUGCCUGCUUUCGAGAAAUACACGAAAGAAGGCAAGAAGAGCCGACAACAGAGAAAGGCGAAUGCGAAAAAAGAGGCCAUAGAGGCCAUGGAGUAUGCGCGGGAGUUAGGCCUUGAGGACAAAUUGUUUGGGAAGACAGAGGCGUCAAAAAAGAAAUCCAAGAAGUCAACCGAAGACGAUGACCAGGAUGGUCUCAAAGCCCUGAUACAGCAACGACAACAGUCAAGAGCUAAAAAUUUCUUGGAUGAUCUCGAAGCCAAGUAUGGUGGGGGCACAUCGAAGAAGGGUAAGCGGAAGGUCGUGGACGAGCCACCAGAAGAAGCCUUCCAGAAAAAUGCGAAACGGGGAAAGAAGACAACCAAGUCUUGAUGCCCUUACUUCAUACAUGGAUGAUGUGAGAAGUUUGACACAUAACAAUCCAGCGCGGCGUUGGGGAGAUCAAGCGACUGCCUGCAUCACUGGUCACACUCGUGGAUAACGACUGGGCCUCUUGCACAGCAAGCAACUUGGAGAAAUCAACUUCAGAUAAUGAUGACAAUUAUUUUCUUUGCCCCCAGUAAUGGUGUGGCGUAGAGAUACAGCUUUGUUUCAAUGACUUGCCAUGGGCGUCAGUAACCCCUUGGACAAUUGUUUCUAAAUUCUGACGCGGUAUCGCAAACACGAGUAGAAACUCGGCAAGGGUGGUGAGGCAAAUGCUGUGAGGCCCGCAAGGAAUCAAUUGUUCUCGUCAACCACGGAGUUAACACAGUAGUGUGUGGAUCGCUACAGGCCUCGACUAGACCAGGGGAGGUCCGUUAGUUUCCAGAGGGAACACUUCGCCUCUAU